Chenopodium quinoa (quinoa) is the source of this 1004-nucleotide messenger RNA. Its product is annotated as 60S ribosomal protein L24. Gene Ontology annotation, molecular function: mRNA binding; structural constituent of ribosome. The transcript has 5 exons. Gene Ontology annotation, cellular component: cytosolic large ribosomal subunit. The record is from RefSeq and is a predicted model, not a curated record. NCBI's taxonomy places the organism in Eukaryota, Viridiplantae, Streptophyta, Magnoliopsida, Caryophyllales, Amaranthaceae. Gene Ontology annotation, biological process: cytoplasmic translation. The coding region runs from base 138 to 626 and encodes 162 amino acids.
GAAGCCCAAAAAUGAAUUAGGGUUUUUGCCUUAUAACCAGUUAUCAUUUCCAAGCUAUCAAUAUAUUUUCUUUUUAGGGUUUCUGCAACCACAGCGGCGAUUUCCCAGCGGUACCAGCAACAACUUCAUCAUCAACCAUGGUUCUCAAGACUGAGCUUUGCCGAUUCAGCGGCGCCAAGAUAUAUCCAGGUAGGGGUAUCAGAUUUGUGCGUGGAGAUUCACAGGUUUUCCUCUUUGUUAACUCCAAAUGUAAGAGGUAUUUCCACAACCGUCUCAAGCCAGCAAAGCUUUGCUGGACUGCUGUGUACCGAAAGCAGCACAAGAAGGAUAUUUCUGCUGAAGCUGUGAAGAAGAGGAGAAGAGCCACCAAGAAGCCUUACUCAAGGUCUAUUGUUGGUGCUACUUUGGAAGUCAUCCAGAAGAAGAGAAGCGAGAAGCCCGAAGUUAGAGAUGCUGCCAGAGAGGCUGCUCUUCGUGAAAUCAAGGAAAGGAUCAAGAAAACUAAAGAUGAAAAGAGGGCAAAGAAAGCCGAGGUGGUAAAGUCCCAGAAGGUCUCAGGAAAGGGUGCAUCCAAGGGUGCUGGACCUAAAGGCCCCAAGCUUGGAGGUGGAGGUGGAAAGCGAUAAACAAUUCAUCUUACCUAGUGUUAGCUUUGGGUUGAGUUUGAGAACAGUGCAAUUUUGAGUUGUUUUAAUAUGUUUGGCAGUAGACGUUUAUUAAUCGCUACAGAUGUCUAUGUUAUCUCCAGAUUUUUUCCGGUUAUGAAAGAUUUAUAUUCUACUUUGUUAUCUGAGCGAUGUCAAGGUGUUCCCUAAUAUGAAUAGUUUUACUUUUCCUUUCAAAUGUUUUCAUGUUCCCUCAUGAGGAACUUGCCUCAGUAUUGCCCUUUUGCUUGCUGAGGUGCUUGUUAGUUAGUCGCAAGGUUACUUGAAGUUCAUGGUGUAAGCACAAAACUUAUUAUGUUGAAUCUCAACUAAUACGGAUAAUUGGCAAUUGCUGCGAAA